AUGCCUGAAACCUCUGCCCUAUGCUUUUCCACCUUCUCCUCAGUUCCCCUCCCCAAGGAACCCAUUUCCUGUCCCUCCACUUCUUUCCCUCACCGUAGAUUUCCUCUGCAUCGCCCUCAAUACCGUUCCCUCCGAUUUAUUGCUAAAGCCUCCGGUUCAGGUCAUUUUCUUGGUGAUGGAGAUGUUUUUGGGUUCUUUCCCUGGGAGUCUCCCGAUGCUGGAGACUCUUCUAUACAGUGGGUUCCAGAGGAGAGGGUCACAUUGUUUACUGCUGAUGGUUUGAUUCAAAUUGGAGGGAACCUUGUCCCACGGCGUAUUUCUUCUUCUGAUAAAAAGCAAGGGAAGGUUAAAAUUUCACAAAGAUUUCAACGGUUUCAGGAAAGUAAUUACAUGGAUCCAAGUCAAGGUCUAUGUUUGGGUGCACUCUUUGACAUCGCAGCAACAAAUGGACUUGAUAUGGGCAGAAGACUUUGUAUCUUCGGCUUCUGUCGCUCCGUUGAGAUGCUCAGUGAUGUUGUGGAAGAUACUGUUCUGGAGCACGGUGGGGAGGUUGUGGCUGCAGAGAAAGCAACUAAGGGCGGGUUGCAUGAAAAGCUAACCAUGACAGUAGCAGUGCCAUUGCUUUGGGGAGUUCCUCCAGCUUCUGAGACUCUUCACCUUGCUGUUCGGAGCGGUGGAGGGAUAGUAGACAAGGUCUACUGGCAAUGGGACUUCCUGUAA
Molecule: messenger RNA, 720 nt
Organism: Fraxinus pennsylvanica
Lineage: Eukaryota; Viridiplantae; Streptophyta; Magnoliopsida; Lamiales; Oleaceae
Source: the annotation of a GenBank genome assembly